Iphiclides podalirius (scarce swallowtail) is the source of this 303-nucleotide messenger RNA. The record is from the annotation of a GenBank genome assembly. NCBI's taxonomy places the organism in Eukaryota, Metazoa, Arthropoda, Insecta, Lepidoptera, Papilionidae.
AUGGAGUUCUGGAGAGAUGGAGGAGCUACUGUUAUGAACUCUAUAGGGAAGAAGAUGGACUCGAUGUUGAAAGGAAGUGGGAUGAUCACGUCAGAGAACCAGAUAUAUUGCUUUCUGAGGCACAGUCUAGAAAAGCAGAUAAUUACUGGCCUGAUGAACGGGAGACGUGCUCAAGGCAGGGCACCGACAAGAUGGGCUGACGCAGUGAAGAACGCGGUGGGCGGCAGCAUGCAACGAGCGGUUCACACCGCCUACGACCGCACGCAGUGGAGGAGAACAUCAUGUGGUCACGAUCCUCAGCAU